Messenger RNA from Torulaspora delbrueckii, 603 nucleotides. It is a transcript of the gene MAD2, whose product is annotated as spindle checkpoint protein MAD2. The transcript has a single exon. The record is from RefSeq and is a predicted model, not a curated record. NCBI's taxonomy places the organism in Eukaryota, Fungi, Ascomycota, Saccharomycetes, Saccharomycetales, Saccharomycetaceae. Gene Ontology annotation, biological process: mitotic spindle assembly checkpoint signaling. The coding region runs from base 1 to 603 and encodes 200 amino acids. Gene Ontology annotation, cellular component: kinetochore; nucleoplasm; cytoplasm.
AUGUCUCGAUCCAUCUCAUUAAGAGGCUCUACAAGAACCAUCACAGAGUUCUUCGAGUAUAGCAUCAAUUCCAUCCUGUACCAGCGCGGUGUAUACCCUCACGAUGAUUUCACGUCUGCCAAGAAGUACGGUCUAACGUUGCUGAAGACCAGCGAUGAGGAGUUAAGGGCCUACAUACGAGUGAUUCUACUGCAAGUGCACAAAUGGCUGAUAGGUAGGAAAUGUAACAAGCUGGUCUUAUGCAUUGUGGAUAAAGAUGAGGGAGAAGUUGUUGAACGAUGGGCAUUCGAUGUACAUCACUAUGGCAAAGAUGGAAAUACAAACGACGAGCAGGCUCACGAGCCCAUAGAUCCCAGUGAAACUCAGAACCAGAUAAGAGCUCUUAUCAGGCAAAUUACGGCAAGUGUUACGUUUCUGCCUGACCUGGCGAAUGAAGGGAACUUUACUUUCAAUGUAUUGGCCUACACCGAUGCCGAUGCUAAAGUACCUUUAGAAUGGAGCGACUCAGAAAGUAAAACUAUUAAAGAAGCCGAGACGGUCCAGUUUAAGACUUUUUCAACUGAUGAUCAUAAAGUGACAGCGCAAGUUAGUUAUAAACACUGA